Messenger RNA from Cylicostephanus goldi, 573 nucleotides. The record is from the annotation of a GenBank genome assembly. NCBI's taxonomy places the organism in Eukaryota, Metazoa, Nematoda, Chromadorea, Rhabditida, Strongylidae.
AUGUGCCAAACUUCUAGACCACAAGCCGAGCAAAUUGGUGGAGGAACAGAAGAAACUUCUACAACUGCUAGCCGACGGAGACGACAAGCUUAUAGAGAUGCUUAUUAUCCGAACACUAUCUGGGGAAGCACUGUGUAUUAUUACUUCGAUAGAACAGCCACAACCGCAAUAAAAAACGCUUUCCUGGGUGCGACACAAUUUUGGGCGAACAACACCUGCAUCAGUUUCGAAGAAAACAGGCUCAGCCCUAAUAGGAUUCGAGUCUUCAAGGGACAAGGCUGUUACUCGUACGUAGGUCGGGUGGGCGGUCAGCAGGAUCUGUCAUUAGGAACUGGAUGUGAAAGUCCUGACUACGUGGACCAGUUUGAUAAAGAAACUGCUGCAACCAACUACAAUUAUGGAAUGCCUUAUGACUACGGAAGCAUAAUGCAAUACGGAGCAACAAGCGCAUCCAGCAACGGUAGACCUACCAUGAUGGCAAGAGAUGAAGCCUAUCAAGAGACCAUGGGUUCUGAUAUAGUGGCAUUCUACGAUGUUUCGAUGAUGAAUGAGCACUACGAUUGUAAAGGUUAG